Messenger RNA from Drosophila mauritiana, 379 nucleotides. It is a transcript of the gene BomBc3, whose product is annotated as immune-induced peptide 23. The coding region runs from base 47 to 343 and encodes 98 amino acids. NCBI's taxonomy places the organism in Eukaryota, Metazoa, Arthropoda, Insecta, Diptera, Drosophilidae. The transcript is spliced from 3 exons. The record is from RefSeq and is a predicted model, not a curated record.
UAAACAGCGUGAGAGUCGAUCCGGUCAUCUAUCUAUCGGCUUUAAAAUGAAGUACCUGACGUGUGUGCUGCUCCCGUUGGCUUUAAUUCCGACUCUGAUCGGCGCUUAUCCCAGCACAGUGGUUGUGAAUGGCGUCUGUCUGACUUGUCCCAAUCCGAAUGGUGAACCCGUCUACCUGGAUGGCCAGGAGUACCGCAGCUUCUCGUCAUCCCCUGGCGAUGGUAAUGUGGUCAUUUCCCGUGGCAAUGACGGUAGGGGCGGUGGAGGUGGCACCAUUUACCGGAGGGGUGGUAACACCAUCGUCAAUGGCAGGUGCCAGCACUGCAACGUGGAUCUCUAUUAAAGGCUUAAACAAUAAAGUCUGAAUAUUGAAUUAAAA